This is a messenger RNA of Grosmannia clavigera kw1407, 3852 nucleotides long. RefSeq names its product tbc domain protein. The transcript has a single exon. The record is from RefSeq and is a predicted model, not a curated record. The coding region runs from base 1 to 3852 and encodes 1283 amino acids. NCBI's taxonomy places the organism in Eukaryota, Fungi, Ascomycota, Sordariomycetes, Ophiostomatales, Ophiostomataceae.
AUGGAUCGCGACGACGCCUCCAUCUCUUCUGCGACUGCUGGUCCAACGAGCGCGGUCGCAGCCGCAGCUGCAGUCGCAGUCGCCGCCAACACGACCACGACCACGGCUACGGCCACGGCUUCGCCAGCUGCUUUCGCGACCAUAGGGACGAUCGCACCGACAGCGCUGUCGCGAUCCGUCUCGCAGCAAUCGACCACGUCCAGCCGCAGCCACCGGUCACGACGAACGGCCAGCCAACGAGGCAGCAGUCGCGUGCGCAUGGGACUGCCUGGACUGCCAUCAGGCCUCGCCGGCUCGACGACGUCCAGCGGCAGCGCCAGCGUGACCUCGGACGACAACAAGUCGCUGACCUCCUUUCCCUCCUUCUCGCCCGAACUGCCUCCUUUUCCCCUGUCUUCGGCCAGCCGACAACGACAUCUCGCCGGCGUCGCCUCCUCCAACACUUCCAUCGUCGACAGCCUGCUGAGCAGCGGCCUGCCACCACCGCCAAUGGUGUCGGCUUCUGCACCGACCAUCAGCUCCAUCGCCUUUGCCUCCGCCUCAGGCUCCUCCUCCCACUCCUCGUCCUCUCUUGCCGCUGCCCGCAGCGCCCUCUUCGAUGACACGCCACCUUUCCAGAGCAGUCGGGUGCUUCCGGGAUCGCUACACCUGACCGACGACGCCCACCUCGCCCGGCUGAUCGGCAAGCACGGAGCUGUGGCCCUGGUCCGACAGCUGGCCGAGGACCUGGCGGCGCGUGAUGCACAGGUGACGACGCUGCGAGCGCGGGCCGCUGACCGCGAACGAUUCUUGCGCAAGCUGUUGCAGGAGUGUGCUGGCCUGUCAAGUCUCGAGGUGGAAACGCGCUUUCGCACCAUGGAGCAGGAACAAGAAGCACGACUGCUGAGCCAGGCUGCUGCUGCUGGUGCUGAUACCCAACACACAUCCAGACCUGCUUCCCUGGCUUCACAUCGUGUGUCUGACCUGGUUAGCGACGCCAUGGCCGACGAUAACAGCCUGGGGCUCUAUCAAGCUAGGGCUGGCCGCAGCGAUGACGACUGCUUUGACCCCUUUGCGCCCUACGGCAUGGCAACGAUCCGGGCUACCAGCAGAAGUACCAGCGCAAGCCGAGCCACGACCACGUCGGCACCCAAUACCGGCACGACCAAGGGUUGGAAGGACUACCUCUGGGGUGGCGGGACCACCAAGAAGUCCAGCCAGGCCGGCAGCGUCAAUGGAGACAACGCGUCUAUUUCGUCGCAACAGCAACAACAGCAAACCGGCCAGUCGACCGUGGUGCGAGCCCGUUUGCCAACCGGCAGUGAUCGCCGCACUGUCCUUGCCGACGACGUGUUCCGGCCGCCGCUGUCCAUCACAACUGAGGGUGAGGGUGAAGCGGUCGGGAAUGCGCCGCCACGGAAACCGUCUCUGGCAAGCAUGGCUCUGCGGCUGGUCGGCGCCGGUGGCAACAGCAAUAAAACGACCACAGAGGCGCCAUCGACAGUCCGCUCACCUGUCCGCUCGUCUCGUGCAGCCACACUGCAAGGCGGCGGGGCGUCCUCCAAAGCUGGCCCUCGGUCAUUGACGACGAUGCGGCGGACAGCAUCGGCGCUGUCGGUGCGUGGUGGCGUGUCGACGCCCCAGCACAUUCCCGGAGCUCGCGGUGGUGGCGGCAAUAGCAACGGUGGUUCCGGGGCCAAUCGCAGCCAAGUGGCGGAGCGUUGGGGCGAGAUGAAUGAAGCAAGUCCCGGUGGCACUGGCACUAACGGAUUCGCACGACCGGAGACGUACGGACCCGUGGAGAUGGACACAAUUCUGCCGUUGGAAGUGCAGCCGCCGACGUUGACGCACAUGUACCACCGCUAUAAUAGCGAGGGGUAUCUGAUCGACCGCUUCGGCUUCAUCUAUGAUCAGCGCCGCAAGCGGCGCCAGCGUGAGGCUGCCCAGAUGGCCCGCCACAUGAAGCGGCGCAGUCGACACUCAGAGACGCUCAGCAUGGGCCGCUCGGGGCGGUCAACGCCGGCUUCGCUACGGCUGCAUGGCGAGGACGAUGUGGACGACGAGGACGAGGACGAUGAUUACGUCAGCAAAAAGAACGUGAAUAUUGCCGAUGUGGUGGAGUCCGGAGUCGAUGGCGGUGUUGACGAGAGCGGGCGAUCGAACAGUCCGACAACCGUUCUGGACGAGGCACUCCUGCGCGAUGGAGCCGACGACAAGGACGGCAAAAGCGGCAGAGAAGUGCCGGCGAAGCGGUGGCAGGACUACCUAAAGAUUGCCACGUUCCCGACGGAGCUGCUGUCCCACACUCCAGCCAUGAGCGACACGCAUGUGGAGGUGAUCACGGACGACGACGACGACGACAGGGCCAGCGGAACCAACAUAAGCGAGCUGGGGCCCAAGUCACCACGGCUGAUGACAGCCGACGGUAGAGGGUUUGCGCCGUCAACGACGACGACGACGACGGCGACGACGAUCACUGGAGGCGACAGCGACUCAACAGUGUCGGAAGCAAACCAGACCACAGCAGUAUCUGGACAGAUGUUGACGGUACCGACGACAGCUGAGCAGCAGCAGCAACAACGACGACAACAGCAGGAAGAGAGCGACAGAAAGGCGGCGACCCUGGUGAAGGAGGACGUGGAGCCAGUGCGGUUGCUGCUCCAACAACUGAGCGAGCUACACGACGCGCUGCAAAAAGAGCGGACGUUGCGGUGGAACGAGUUCAUGCGCAAGGUGCGAGCCGAGCGACGACGAGAGAGCGAAGCAGCAGCAGCAACGGCAGCAGCGGUGGCAGAGUCGCGGUUCCUGCGGCCAACAGCAGUGAUGCCAGAGACGCGGCUGGCCGACGGCGAGAUCGUGGGGGUGGCUGGCCUAGGCAACAAAGGAAAGCUGGGACGGGCCAAGUGGAAUGAGUUCCGGGCGCUGGUGCUGGGGGGAAUUCCGGUGGCACUGCGGGCGAAGAUCUGGGCCGAGUGCACGGGAGCGACGAGCUUGCGGGUGCCGGGAGAGUAUGAGGCGCUGGAGCCGGGCGAAGACGAGGCCGGAGUGGACGGCGACAUUUUGGUGCAGAUUCAGGCGGACAUCCACCGAACGCUGACGGACAACAUCUUCUUCCGGACGGGGCCGGGAGCAACGAAGCUGCGGGCAGUGCUGCUGGCGUAUGCACGGCGCAACCCAGAGGUGGGCUACUGUCAGGGCAUGAACCUGAUUGCGGCGAACCUGCUGCUGGUGACGCCAUCAGCAGCGGAUGCCUUUUGGCUGCUGGCGAGCAUUGUCGAGACGAUCCUGCCGGCAGGCUACUAUGACCACUCGCUGGCGGCCAGCCGGGCGGACCAGCAGGUGCUGCGGGGGUUCGUGGCCGAGGUGUUGCCGCGGCUGUCGGCGCACCUGGACGCGCUGUCGAUCGAUCUCGAGACCAUGACGUUUCCUUGGUUCCUCAGCGUCUUUACCGACUGCCUCAGUGCGGAGGCCCUCUUCCGGGUCUGGGACGUGGUCUUUUGUCUCGGCGAUGGCAGCGCUUUCCUGUUCAGCGUCGCGCUCGCCCUGCUCAAGCUCAACGAGGCCGCCCUGCUGCGCUGCGACACGCCCGCGGCCGUGUAUACGUACAUCAACCACCAGAUGACGAACCAUGCGAUCAGCAUCGACGGGCUCGUCCAGGCGUCCGAGGCCCUGCGCCGCCUCGUCCGCCGCGACGACGUCGACGUCCGCCGCGCCCGCGCCAUGGCCGCUGACCGCGUCCUCGUCGCCGAGCGUGCCGCUGCUCUCGAGGCCGUCCAGGCUGCUCGACGUGCGCGUGCUGCCGCUGUCGAGGCGAGAGAGAACGUGCUGGAGGAAAUUGCCGACGGGAUGGAGACAGCCGGCGUGGACUCGUGA